GCCACAUCAUGAGUCUCCUGGGGCGGGUAGCUGUGCAUCGUGCCAGGAAAGCCGCCCUGCUCUGUGUAGUCUUCCUGAUGGCGCGAGCGUGGAGCAGCGCCUCCCUGGCCUUGGCGGGGGCGGCGGUGUCUCAGGGACCCCAGGGCUGUCCACCGCAGUGUUCCUGCAGUAAUCAGCAGGGGAAGGUGGUGUGCACCCGACGUGGCCUCACCCGUGUGCCCCCUGGCAUUCCUGCCAACACGCGACACCUCAAUCUAAUGGAAAACGCCAUCGAGGCGGUGCAGGCUGACUCCUUCCGCCACCUGCACCACCUUGAGGUGCUCCAGCUUGGGCGAAAUGCCAUACGGCAGAUUGAGGUGGGCGCGUUUAAUGGACUAACCAGUCUCAACACACUGGAGCUGUUUGACAACCGGUUGACAGUGGUGCCCAGUGGGGCCUUUGAGUACCUGUCUAAACUAAGAGAACUGUGGCUGAGGAAUAACCCCAUUGAAAGUAUCCCAUCCUACGCCUUCAACCGAGUGCCCUCACUCAUGCGACUGGACUUGGGAGAAUUACGGAAACUGGAGUACAUCUCAGAAGGCGCUUUUGAGGGCCUACAAAACCUCAAGUACCUCAACCUGGGCAUGUGCAACGUAAAGGGUGAUAUGCCAAACCUGAGUCCACUCAAGGGCCUGGAGGAGCUAGAGAUCUCUGAAAAUCACUUCCCAGAGAUAAAGCCAGGCUCCUUCAAAGGCAUGCGUUCACUGAAAAAACUCUGGGUGAUGAACUCACAAAUCACAGUUAUCGAGCGCAAUGCUUUUGACGACCUAUCUUCAUUGGUGGAGCUUAAUCUUGCCCAUAAUAAUCUGAGCGCUGUGCCACAUGAUCUGUUCUCCCCGCUCAGGUACUUGGUGGAGCUCCAUCUCCACCAUAACCCUUGGAACUGUGGCUGUGAGGCUGUAUGGUUAGCACGCUGGCUAAGGGAGUACAUCCCUACUAACUCAACCUGCUGUGGACGCUGUCACUCACCUGCCAGCAUGCGAGGUCGACAGUUGGUUGAGGUGGACCGAGGAGAGGGCGCUGCAAGCCAGUGUUCUGCACCAUUCAUUGCUGAUGCACCAAGAGACUUGAACAUCUCAGCAGGGCGAGUGGCCGACCUACGCUGCCGCACAGCCCCAAUGUCAUCAGUCCGCUGGCUCCUACCCAAUGGGACUAUCCUGACACAUGCCUCUGGUCACCCAAGAAUAUCAGUGCUCAAUGACGGAACCCUUAAUUUCUCAAAUGUCCUGGCAACAGACACUGGCACUUACACCUGCAUGGUGUCCAAUGCAGCUGGGAACUCCAAUGCCUCGGCCUACCUCAAUGUGAGUGCAGCUGAGCUCAAUACAUCCAACUUGAGUUACUUCACCACAGUGACUGUAGAGGUCUUGGGGCCAACCACUGAGAUGCCCAAACCUAAAACCACCACGACCACAGCUGCUGCUGCUGCAGGGGCUGGGGUAGCUGGAGGAGGAGGGGUAGGCCUAGGGACAACAACUACAACUGCCUCUCCUUCAGUCUUUCAGCCAGUCUUCAUCUCCACGCCAACCGUUCUGCUUCAAAGUACUGAUAGCCCACCAGGUGCAGCCAAGUCAUCUGUGGCGCCAGGACCCAAAGGUGCCACUGGUAAACCAGGAAAGACAGGCCCAAGCCUGGAUGAAGUGAUGAAGACCACUAAGAUCAUAAUAGGUUGCUUUGUGGCAGUGACACUGCUGGCUGCUGUCAUGCUCAUUGCCUUCUACAAAUUGAGAAAGCGCCACCAGCAGAGGAGCACAGUGGCAGCUGCCCGAACAGUGGAGAUCAUCCAGGUGGAUGAGGAGGACCUUCCACCACCAGCGUCUGCAGCUCAAGAGACGGCUCUAACAUUGCCUGAAAUCCGGGACCACAACAGCAUACACAAACUGGACUUUAUCAGCCACAAAACUGACUACAGCUUUCACAAACCCAAGGCCGAAUACAAACCUCAGCCAGACUUCACCCUUCACAAGCCAAAGGCUGAGUACACCACAUAUAAGCCAAAUAUGGACUUCAGUAGCCACAAAUUCAUCCCAGAUUACAGCACUCACAAAUCAACACCAGAUUUUAGCCUUCAUAGAGCAAAGCCUGACUACAGCCCAUUUAGACAGGACUACAGCACUCACAAACCUAAAGCAGAAUACAGCCCAUUCAAACCAGACUUUGGAACUCACCCAAAAACUAAAUCAGACUACAGCCCCUUCAAACCAGAUUACAGUACUCAUCCUAGGCAGAAAGCUGACUUCAGCCCAUUCAAACGAGAUUACAGCACCCAACCAAAACCUAAACAUGACUACAGCCCAUUAAAAUCGGACUACAAUACACAACAUACAACCAUAAAGGCUGAAUACAGUCCAUUCAAACCAGAUUAUGGCACUCACCCAAGACCUAAACCAGAUUACAGCCCAUUUAAGCCAGACUACAGCACUCAGCCUAAACCCAAAAUGGACUACAGUGCCCAGAGGUCUAAAACUGACAGUUCCUACAAACCCAAGGACCCUUACACUCCACAUAAGACUGCAACUGAUUACAGCGCCUUCAAGACCGACUUCAGCCCCCACAAAGCGGAUUACAGCGCCUUCAAGUCUGACUUCAGUCCACACACUCAGAGACCUAAACUUGAUUACAGUCCACACAAAAUGGACUACAGCCCUCAUAAGGUGGACUACAGCACUCUAAAGCCCAAAUACAACACCUACAAACCAACUGGCCAUGGGGCUAAAUGGACAGACAACAACGUUGGAAACUCUUUGCCUCGAACCUUGCCCAGCACCAUCACAGCAAUGGCUGAGCCCUAUGCCAUAAAAACUCACACCAAGGAGAAGGUACAGGAGACUCAGAUUUAAAGAGGCCCCCCAGAAGGCUCCCACUCUUUUCCCUAGGUCCCUAGCUCCCACCCAUCCAUGUCCCACGCCCCCCCUCCCC
Messenger RNA from Larimichthys crocea (large yellow croaker), 2958 nucleotides. It is a transcript of the gene lrrc4.1, whose product is annotated as leucine rich repeat containing 4.1. The coding region runs from base 9 to 2879 and encodes 956 amino acids. NCBI's taxonomy places the organism in Eukaryota, Metazoa, Chordata, Actinopteri, Sciaenidae. The transcript has a single exon. Gene Ontology annotation, cellular component: plasma membrane; glutamatergic synapse; postsynaptic density membrane. Gene Ontology annotation, biological process: excitatory synapse assembly; synaptic membrane adhesion; modulation of chemical synaptic transmission. The record is from RefSeq and is a predicted model, not a curated record. Gene Ontology annotation, molecular function: protein binding.